Messenger RNA from Nyctereutes procyonoides (raccoon dog), 1757 nucleotides. It is a transcript of the gene PLPP5, whose product is annotated as phospholipid phosphatase 5. The coding region runs from base 88 to 876 and encodes 262 amino acids. The transcript is spliced from 7 exons. Lineage: Eukaryota; Metazoa; Chordata; Mammalia; Carnivora; Canidae. Gene Ontology annotation, biological process: phospholipid metabolic process. The record is from RefSeq and is a predicted model, not a curated record. Gene Ontology annotation, molecular function: phosphatidate phosphatase activity.
CCCGGGGACCGCCUCGCGUCCCGCCGCCGCUCCGCGGCUGCCACGUCAGCGCAGCGUCCGUCGGUCCGUCCGCAGCCGAGCGGCAGGAUGGGGAAGGUGGCGGCGGCUCUCGGCGCCGAGCUGGGCGUGCGGCUCGCCCUGUUCGCGGCCUUCCUGGUAACGGAGCUCCUCCCUCCUUUCCAGAGGCGGAUCCAGCCGGAGGAGAUGUGGCUUUACCGGAAUCCGUUUGUGGAAGCGGAGUAUUUCCCCACCAAGCCCAUGUUUGUCAUUGCAUUUCUCUCCCCGCUGUCUCUGAUCCUCCUGGCCAGAUGUCUCAAGAAGGCAGGCCCUACAGACAGCAGGCAGGCCUGCCUGGCUGCCAGCCUCGCCCUGGCCCUGAGCGGGGUCUUUACCAACACAGUAAAACUGAUCGUGGGCAGGCCACGCCCAGACUUCUUCUACCGCUGCUUCCCUGAUGGGCAAGCCCAUUCUGACUUGACGUGCACCGGGGAGAAGGACGUGGUGAACGAGGGGCGCAAGAGCUUCCCCAGUGGACAUUCCUCCUUUGCAUUUGCUGGUCUGGCCUUCGCUUCCUUCUACCUGGCUGGCAAGUUACAUUGCUUUACCCCACAAGGCCGUGGCAAGUCUUGGAGGCUCUGUGCUGUUCUGUUGCCUCUCCUCCUUGCAUCUGUGAUUGCGCUGUCCCGCACCUGUGACUAUAAGCAUCACUGGCAAGAUGUACUAGUUGGAUCCAUGAUUGGCCUGACAUUUGCCUACGUCUGCUACAGGCAGUAUUAUCCUCCUCUGACGGAUGCAGAAUGCCAUAAACCAUUUCAGGACACACUUGUACUUCCCACUAUACAGAAGCCUGCUGAUCCGCAUCAUUUUAGUAUUUAGAAAUUAGUACUACCUCAAUUGAGUUACGUGAAUCAGCCCCUCUUAACUGCCCAAGACAAGAAUGUCUGACUUUUUUACUCUGAAGAAAUACAAGCAAGGACAUAAGCACUUCAUCUGUCUCCAUAUAUUAAUGCAGUUUUGCUCACAUGCAUUUAUCAUGAGUCAAGGUUCAAGGUUCUUUUUCAUGACUCUCUGCCUCACAUUCUGAUAAAAAGAUCUUCUGUAGAGUCCAUUGGAUUGGUAUCCUAAUAUCUACAGUGUUUUACACUUAAAUGCCAUUCUUGGAAGGGUCUUUGUUCACAAAGAAGCCUUUACAUAUCCUAGGACCUAGAGUUAAAUUUCCAUUUUCCAUAGCUCAAAAUCUUAAAACCCAGGACAUGACGAACUCAAUUAUUUUGGCUCUGUUUACUUUCUCUGGUGAUAAUUCCAUGAAAACUUAAAUAGGAAAAUGUCCAGUUCUGGCUUUUUUUUUUUUUUUUUUACUUUACACAUGUAUCUUAUAUUGCUGUCCAUUUUGAAUACUGUGGGCAUAAAUUAUUUAUUGAAUUACUAAAUAAUUUAUUUAUUUUUUAAAAUUUCUUUAAAUGGUAAAACAAACGAGGUGGAAAUCACCAGUUGCUAGUAUUGAAACCACACUCCUGACCUGUGUUCACGAGCUUCUUUCCCUCCAUGCAGGACUGAAGAUCUGCCCAAAUGCAUCAACUCUGAGAAAUGGCAUUACAGAUGUCACUACCCGGAAGACAAAUGAACUUUUCCUGUCCCUUCUUCCUAAUGGGAUAUAAGGGACAAUUACAGGACGUUAUCAGAACCGAUGCUAUAGGACCUACAACUGCCCUUCUCUUUGCGAUUAUACUUUAAAUAUGACCUUGUCUUACAUGCUU